Lynx canadensis (Canada lynx) is the source of this 2147-nucleotide messenger RNA. It is a transcript of the gene YDJC, whose product is annotated as YdjC chitooligosaccharide deacetylase homolog. Gene Ontology annotation, molecular function: deacetylase activity. Lineage: Eukaryota; Metazoa; Chordata; Mammalia; Carnivora; Felidae. Gene Ontology annotation, biological process: carbohydrate metabolic process. Bases 871 to 1827 code for a protein of 318 amino acids. The transcript has 5 exons. The record is from RefSeq and is a predicted model, not a curated record.
UUGGGCAAGCCACUUUUCCCCUCUGAGCCUCAGCUUCCUCAUCUGCAAAACAGGAAUAACAUUACCAAUCUCAUGGGCUGGAGACAAAUGCUGCACUUUCCAUUGGGAAAAGAAACACAGCCACAUCACAAUGAAAACUCUCACUGUCAACCAUGGUGACUAUAUAGUCAUCAGUAAAGAAAGCUUUUCUGCACCAUUGAGGAAAAAAAUGAGAUUAUGAAUGUAAAAGUUGUAUCCUAGCACAGAGCUCAAUUGGGGCAAUCAAGGACUAAUGCUUCCUCAAAUGAAGCCAUUGUUAUACACGUUUUGUUUCAUUUUCUUACUUAGAACGUUCUUUCUAGAAUGUUUUUUUUAAACCUCCUCUUAGAAAAAAAAAAUCACCAAAGACAAAUAGGCAGUUUGAAAAAGUUCAUAGUCACUAUCAAAAAAAUGAAACACUACAAGAAUGGGAUAACACUGAUGUGAUCAUUAUCUUCUCAAAACAAACAAAAACUUUAGGGUGGGGGAGAAAAGGAAUUGGGUUUAUUUGCUUAGAAAAAUGCUGGAGGGACACUAUCUAGAAAGUUAACAUUAGUGACUUUAGGGAAGAGUAAGAGGUUUUUUUUUCAAUAGGGUUUUUUUUCCUGUAUUUUUCACAUUAAAUAUAAUUUUUGCAGUUACCGAAAGUUCCGCGUUGCAAUAAAUCAGGCGGAGCGCGCUGUGUGGUCCAGAGGAUCGUUGCAGGGCCACAUUGAGACCGGUAGGUGGCGAGAACAAAGGCGAAGUGCAGCUGCGUGAGGGCGUGCGCUUCAGGGCGGAGCCUGCGACUGCGUCUAGGGGUGGGGCCUGGAUCCAGUCCUCUAGGGUCCAGGGUAGUCCGCGGAAGUGUCUAUGGCUGGACCGCGCGUGCGCCUCGUGGUCACCGCAGACGACUUUGGUUACUGCCCGCGGCGCGAUGAGGGCAUCGUAGAGGCCUUCCUGGCGGGGGCUGUGACCAGCGUGUCCCUGCUGGUCAACGGCGCAGCUGCGGAGAGCGCGGCGGAUCUGGCCCGCAGGCACAAAAUCCCCACGGGCCUUCACGCCAACCUGUCCGAGGGCCGCCCCGUGGGCCCGGCCCGCCUAGGCGACUCGUCGCUGCUCAGCCCCGAAGGCUUCUUCCUCGGCAAGAUGGGAUUCCGGGAGGCGGUGGCGACCGGAGGCGUAGCUUUGCCCCAGGUGCGGGAAGAGCUGGAGGCCCAGCUGAUACGCUUCCGAGAAUUACUGGGCGGGGACCCCACUCACGUGGACGGGCACCAGCACGUGCACGUGCUCCCAGGCGUGUGCCAGGUGUUCGCAGAGGUGCUGCAGGCCAAUGGGGUGCGCUUCACAAGGCUGCCGGUGGAACGUGGGGUGGGCGACCGCGCGUGGCUCGAGGCCCCCGCGCGUGCCUUCGCCUGCUCGGUGGAGCGCGACGCCCUGGCCGCCGUGGCCCCCUUCUCCCGCUACGGCCUAUGGUGGACGGAUGCCUUCGUGGGCCUGAGCACCUGCGGCCGGCACAUGUCUGUUCAUCGCGUAUCAGGAGCACUAGCACGGGCCCUGGAAGGCAUACCCACGGGCCAUACCCUGACAGCUGAGCUGAUGGCACACCCUGGCUACCCCAGUGUGCCUCCUGCCGGCGGCUGUGGUAAGGGUCCCGAUGCCUUUUCCUGCUCAUGGGAGCGGCUGCAUGAGCUGCGUGUCCUCACCGCACCCACACUGCGGGCCCAGCUUGCACAGGACGGAGUACAGCUCUGCGCUCUCCACGACCUAGAUUCCAAGAGGCCUGGGGAAGCCACUCUGAAAACCUUCCUGGAGCGCUCCCGGCCAUGACCCUGAUAGCCAGCCAAACAUAAACACCCAUUAGUACACAAAAAGGGGGCCAGUGUCAAGCCCAGGGACAUCCUGGAACCAGGCUGAGAGCCGGGGUCCAGUAACAUACUUCCCUGGGCAGGACCCUGUCACAUCUGUGUCCAGGUCCUCAUGGCUCAGAAUGGUGGCCAGAGCUUUGGCAACCCAUCUUGGCUACAGAUGACAUCUGGGCCUGGGGCCUGCCAAGCAUUUGGUGCCCUUCAAGUUGUCAUGUAAGUUAGCAUUUUCCUUGUCCAGAUGUAGUAGAGAUCGCUGUAUUAAUAAAAUAUUUGUCUUGUAAA